Molecule: messenger RNA, 1550 nt
Organism: Hevea brasiliensis (rubber tree)
Lineage: Eukaryota; Viridiplantae; Streptophyta; Magnoliopsida; Malpighiales; Euphorbiaceae
Product: transcription factor MYB36
Exons: 3
Coding region: 283-1377 (364 amino acids)
Source: RefSeq, a predicted model, not a curated record
CAACUUUAUAGUUAAAUAUGGCUUAGCGAACUAAUCCAAAAAGGCAGAGAGAGACCUAGAAGAAAAUAAAGAAAACCCUAGAGAAGAGAGAUGUUGGGUUGAACUAUUUGAGAGGAGAAGGUGAGGUGUAAGACUUUUUGUCCUUACAAGCAUCACAUAAAUCCCCUCUUCCUACCUAUAAAUCUUUGGUCAUCUUUCCUCCAUUUUCCCAACAAUCUCAGACAGCCUUCCAAAGAUUAGUUCUUGUUCAAGAAAUCAAGAGGGAAAGCAAAGCAGAGAGAGAUGGGUAGAGCUCCUUGUUGCGAUAAGGCUAAUGUCAAAAAAGGACCAUGGUCACCUGAAGAGGAUGCGAAGCUCAAGGCUUAUAUUGAACAGUAUGGUACUGGGGGCAACUGGAUUGCACUUCCUCAAAAAAUUGGGCUUAAGAGAUGUGGAAAAAGUUGCAGACUGAGAUGGUUGAAUUACUUGAGGCCCAACAUCAAACAUGGUGGAUUCUCUGAAGAAGAAGACAACAUCAUCUGCAGCCUCUAUAUUAGUAUAGGCAGCAGGUGGUCCAUAAUUGCAGCUCAAUUACCAGGAAGAACAGAUAAUGAUAUUAAGAACUACUGGAACACAAGGUUGAAGAAGAAACUACUUGGAAGACGCAAACAAUCUAACAUCAAUCGUCUAUCAUCUGAGAGUCCAGACUCUAACAAGGUAGAAGGUAGCUCAUCUUCAAUGGCCUUAAGCCAAUCUGCACUUGAAAGGCUGCAGCUUCAUAUGCAACUUCAAAGCCUUCAAAAUCCUUUCUCUUUCUACAACCCUGCGCUGUGGCCGAAGUUGCAUCCUUUCCAGGAAAAGGCGCUCCUCCAAUCUAUGACUGAAAGCUCCAACUCUCUUAUGCAGCAAUUCCUUAGCUGUCCUCAAGGGAAUGGACAAAAGCUUGAUAUCUAUGAACAACUCUCUGGUUCUGUCACACUUGAUCAAGAUUAUCUGAAAUUCGAAAACCCUAAGGUGGAUGGCUUGGAGAAUUCCAUGGAUGGUUUAACAUCCUCAGACAGCCCAAUCCCUUUCGUCAAUGGUAAUAAUGUGACAGAGUCAAGCAUGGGAGCGAGGGCCGAUGCUGUAGAGCAAUCUGAGGUAGCAAUCCAGCCUGUUUCGACCUUCCAACCUGAGCUUGAGGACAUCAUCAGUAAUAAAGCAUCUGGGUUUGUGUCACACGAGGAUCAGAUUGCUGAAUUUGAUUGUUUCAAAGAAAUGAAUGUUUCCAAGGACAGUUUGAUAUGGUGGUCUAGUGACUUUGAGACAAAAUCAGCAUCCUCAACUUCAUGGGAAUCCACUUCUGUUCUUCAAUCUGAAGGGAUGUUUCAAGAUUAUGAAUUGACUUACAAUAUGUAAUCGAAUCAGAGGAAAGAAAAAAAAGAAAAGAAAGGAAUUAGAGAGCUGUUUUAAGUCUAUUGUGAUGGUCAUAAGAUGAUGAUGAGGAAGAGAUCCAAGUUGGACAAUCUCUAAUAAUAGGUUAUUGUAAAUUGUGUGAAUAAUAAUGUAAAAGUCUUUUCUUCUUACAGUCU